AUGGAUGCCAAGUCAGGCUACUGGGCUAUAAAGCUCACAGAAGAGUCUUCCAAGUUGACAACAUUCAACACAGUGUUUGGACGGUACAGAUUCCUGCACUUACCUUUUGGGCUUAAAUCCGCCCAAGACGAGUUCCAGCAGAAAGUGAAUGAGACCUACGAAGAUCUAAAAGGAGUCAUGGCAAUAGUGGAUGACAUUGUCAUAUAUGGCAGACGUAAACAGGAACAUGAUGAAAACUUCCGUGCCAUGCUGCAAUGUUCCAGAGAGAGAGGAGUGAAACUCAACACAGAAAAGAGUGUCGUAUGCGCCACUGAGGUCAGCUACUUUGGGCACCUCAUCAACACUAUUAUAGCCGUUCAUCUUGAGAUGGUCUGCUCCCUCAACACAGACUCCUGUAUCCAUGCCAUAAGGAGAUUCGUAUGCAGACGAGGCCAGGCAAAGCUGGGCAUGAUGAAACCUUGUACCUUGGUGAAGCCAGUAGCAGCGACUCUGGUUGCUGGCAGAAACCUGACUCAGCAGAACAUAGUGCCCAGUCUGCCUGUCCCACCUCUGAAGCAGACCUGUGAGCUCUACCUCAGCUUCCUGGAGCCCAUCGUGGAGGCGGAGGAGCUGAAGCAAACAGAGAUUUUGGUGGAGGAGUUUCUGAAAGCAGGAGGGGUCGGAGAGAGACUGCAGAGAGGCCUGGAGAGGAAAGCAAGCAACACUGAGAACUGGUUAACAGAUGACUAUGUGAAGUUUGAAUAUCUGGACAGACGGAAGCCUGUGGUGGUUUAUUCAAACCACGGGAUGGUCCUUCCCCACAUGAACUUCAGGAAUAAACAGGAACAAAUAAGGUUUGCUGCUGAAAUAAUAUCAGGUUGUCUGAAUGUAAAGACAAUGGUUGACAAUGACACAUUACCUGUGGAGUACAUGGGAGGGAAGCCGCUAUGUAUGAAGCAGUACGAAAGGGUGUUGUCAUCCUGCCGUAUCCCCGGUCCAAAGACGGACACUCUGGUGUUCCACGCCAAGACCUCCAACGCCCCCAAACACAUCAGUGUGGUACACAACUGCCAGUUUUUUGUGCUGGACGUGUACAAUAGUGAUGGGACUCUGCUAACAGUGGAUCAGCUCUAUGUUCAGCUGGAGAGGAUCUGUAAGGCCUCACCACAGACCACCACAGAGCCUGUCGGCAUUCUCACCACCCAGAACCGAGACGUCUGGAGCAGAACCUACAGCAGCCUCAUCCAGGAUGAGACCAACAAAGAAUCACUGUCAGCCAUCGAGAGGAGCAUCUUUACUGUGUGUUUGGACAGAGCAAACCGCCAAGAACCUGAUAAGAUGCGUCACAGUGCUAUUCUGCAGAUACUGCAUGGAGGAGGCAGCCAGUGUAACAGUGGAAACCGAUGGUUUGAUAAGGGGUUGCAGCUCAUUAUUGGAGAAGACGGGACGUGUGGUGCGAACGGCUCACACUCUGCUGCUGAUGGUACAGCCUGUAUGGGGUUAGGUGACCAUACUGUAGCAUGCAUGAUGAAGCCAAAGAUGACUCAGUCUCACACGGAGCCUCUGCCCCUGCCCCUGCCCCAGAAACUACAUUUCAAAAUCACGCCUGAGAUCAAAAAGGACAUCGAGGACGCCAAACAGCACAUUGACAGAAUGGCCCGAGACCUGAAUCUGAGGGUUACAGUGUUUGAGCACUUUGGGAAAAAUUACUUGAAGGCCCACAAGAUAAGCCCAGAUGCUUUUGUACAGAUGGCUUUACAGCUGGCCUACUACAGGAUGUACCAGCAGUGCUGUUCAACGUUUGAACCCGCUUCCCUGCGUAUGUUCAAACUGGGCCGUGUAGCUGGGAUCCAUUCAAACUCGAAAGCAUCCGCCGCCUUUGUCAAGGCCUUUGAUGACCCCAACAUAAAGAACUCAGUGAAGGUGGAUUUAUUGGACAAAGCUGUAAAAGCUCACAAGUGGUACACUCACAUGGCAAUCAAUGGUCAGGCAAUAGAAGGACACCUAUUGGGUCUGAGGAUGCAGACUGGGGAGGAAAACAUCUCCAUGCCUGAACUCUUCACAGACAGCUCCUUCACCAAAGCCUUUAACUAUCAAAUCUCUACAAGUCAGGUAAUAUCAAAAUCCAGCAGUCUACCAUGUGUUGGCCCUGAAACCCCUGACAUAUACGAUGUGUGCUACAGUGUUCUGAGCGAUCGCAUCAGCUUAAUAGUGUCCCGCUUUGAACCUCCCAACACCUGCAAAGAAAAAAAUGCAGAAUGUCUCAUAGAAGCCAUGGUGGAUGCACUGUUGGACAUGAGGACAAUGCUGGAACUCCAAGAGGCAGUUUGA
This is a messenger RNA of Seriola dumerili (greater amberjack), 2310 nucleotides long. Its product is annotated as carnitine O-acetyltransferase-like. The record is from RefSeq and is a predicted model, not a curated record. Gene Ontology annotation, cellular component: peroxisome. Gene Ontology annotation, molecular function: carnitine O-acetyltransferase activity. The coding region runs from base 1 to 2310 and encodes 769 amino acids. Lineage: Eukaryota; Metazoa; Chordata; Actinopteri; Carangiformes; Carangidae. Gene Ontology annotation, biological process: carnitine metabolic process, CoA-linked. The transcript is spliced from 15 exons.